AUGUCCGACGACCAGAAGAACCAGCCUUCAAGACCCCAACUGCCUUCGCUUGGGCAGUCAAAUAACUUAAUCAACGCCACCAACUACCACCAGUACCCGACCGAUGACAACUUGCAGAAAGCCGCAAAUAGCUUUCGACCCACCCGCAACCAGCUCGCCGCCUUCCAAGUGCACACCAAGCACACAUCCAGGGGCGUCCUCGCCAGCUACAAAAGCCAAGGACUUGCCCCCACCGCCCGCGACACCCUGACGCACGAGAACCUGGCGUGGCUUCGGAACCAUUGGCCCACAUGGGACAAUGGCUUGCUCGACAUGGCCAACGACCUGCCCCGCCGCGAUCUGGUCAGCGCCAUCAAGUCCAUCGCCACCCGGUGGCUCAAGCACGCCCCUGGCCUCCCGCUCUCGGACCUCUGGGCAGACAACGGCAUCAUCACCAGCGCCAUACAGUCCACCGGGGGUGGCUUCACCCUCAGAGCCGUUCAGCUGGCGUCUCGGCGUCUCAACGAACAUUUCGGCAUCGCCAAGAAGCCCAAGUCCAAGUCCAAGUCCAAGGAAAACGAGGCCAGCCCCAAGCCCACCGCCGAGGACGAGGCCGCCGAAGUCGCCCGUGUCGACAAACAGGCCCAAGACGCCGACGCCGCCGCCAACUCCUCCCUCCUGGCGGAAACAUCCUUCCCCCCCUACGAUGAGGAUGUCAAGCCCAGGGACAAGGAUGCCGCAUCGCCUCUGUUUGAAGAGGCAGACAGCAUACUCGACAUCAACUGGGGUCAGUCCCAGGUGGAGCCUCUUGCGCCCGCACGCACUCCCUCCCCUCCCCCCAUCCUCCCAGGCACCGAGGCCUCGGACUCGGAGUACUCGGUCGACGGUGUCCUCGGACACCUCUUUUCGCGCGCCGAGCUCCCGCUGCAACCAUCCGCGUCCAAGUACCGCGCCAUUCGGCGCCAGGCCCUCGCCGACGAGGAGGAGAAGAAGCGCGAGGAAGAGAAGAAGGAGGAGCGCCGCCGCAAACGGGGCGAGCAGAAGCGCGAGCGCCAGCGCAAGCAGGCAGAAGCAGCAGCAGCAGCAGACAAAGGGGAGAUUGCCAAGGGGUAUGCGGAGGCGGCGAGGCAGGCGGCGUCACGUGUCGGGCGGGAGAGAUUCAGAAAGCAGCUCUCCGGAGCGCAGAGGAGGAGGAUCACAAAGGGGGUUGGGGACGUGGUGAGGAAGGAGGUGGAGCGGCAGCUGUGA
Molecule: messenger RNA, 1227 nt
Organism: Colletotrichum graminicola M1.001
Lineage: Eukaryota; Fungi; Ascomycota; Sordariomycetes; Glomerellales; Glomerellaceae
Exons: 2
Coding region: 1-1227 (408 amino acids)
Source: RefSeq, a predicted model, not a curated record